CUCAAAAGUUAUACUUAUUGUGCCCUGUUAAUAGAGUAGCACCCAAAUUGAAGUGUAAAACCCCUCGUACCCAAAAACCCUUGUCGUCGGCCGUCGGCGAUUAUCAUCCAAUCAAUCAAAUUUGAAGGAAUGGAUCAACAAAACCCACAAGCACUCCCGGAACCAGUUACCUAUAUUUGCGGAGAUUGUGGACAGGAGAAUACGUUGAAGGUUGGUGACGUCAUUCAGUGCCGAGAAUGUGGUUACCGUAUUCUUUACAAAAAGCGUACCAAAAAAGUUGUUCAGUAUGAAGCUCGUUGAAGAACAAACUUGUGAAGGGAGGCUUGCAGUAUUAUUCUUGAGUAUGUUUAGUGCAAUCAAAUGAUCUUGUAACAAGGGGACACCAACUGGAGUAUGAAUGUGUGAAAUUUGGAUAUAAUGAUUAUAUCUAUGUUUUGGAUGUUAUGUAAUGGAGUGUGAUCUUGCCUUUCUGUUUAGUAAAAUGGUUUGGAAGUACAACUAUUUAACAUAUUA
Erigeron canadensis is the source of this 513-nucleotide messenger RNA. Its product is annotated as DNA-directed RNA polymerases II, IV and V subunit 12. Gene Ontology annotation, cellular component: RNA polymerase I complex; RNA polymerase II, core complex; RNA polymerase III complex. The coding region runs from base 130 to 300 and encodes 56 amino acids. Gene Ontology annotation, biological process: DNA-templated transcription. Gene Ontology annotation, molecular function: DNA binding; DNA-directed RNA polymerase activity; zinc ion binding. The transcript has 3 exons. The record is from RefSeq and is a predicted model, not a curated record. Lineage: Eukaryota; Viridiplantae; Streptophyta; Magnoliopsida; Asterales; Asteraceae.